AUGAAGCGCAAUGUUGAAAUGAUGGAGGUCCAGGUAGACGGCACCCAGAAAAAAGAACGGAUUCAAAGUACCGUCUCAAUGCCCAACUUGAUGCUACUCCAAUCCAAAUCCUACAAGGCUUAUAAGAGCAUAGAUAGUCUCGCCCAGCCAAUGAGAGAUACUCCAUUGCCAUUAGUAAACAGAGAUUACAAUAACACGUUGAACGUGUCGGAGUUGCUGGACACUUUGCAUGGGUCAAUUUCAAUACUGUUAUUCUUCAAUCCUAUUGCAUCUCGGGAAUGGCUUCAGUGGUUUAACGAUCAUUAUUACAAAAUUACAACCCAUUAUCGUGCCCACAUCAUAGGAGUCACUGCAUACACCACUGAAUCGGAAUGGCAAUUUCCUGUUAUAAAUGACAAUAAAGCCAAAAUAGCAUCGCAUUUCAGCCUUGCUGACCCCUGCGGAGGAGGAGCCUAUCCAAUGAAUGCACUCAUAGUGUUUGGUCCGACUGGUACCAACGCGUUACAGCUACACAUGCCUGCUGUUCACAAUGUGGCAUAUCGAGAUCGAUGGAAAGACGCCACCAACAUCCAGCAAAGUGUAGUCAGUUGCUUGAACUACCUAGCCAGCAAACCUUUAAUCUAA
This is a messenger RNA of Komagataella phaffii GS115, 624 nucleotides long. RefSeq lists its product as hypothetical. The transcript has a single exon. Lineage: Eukaryota; Fungi; Ascomycota; Pichiomycetes; Pichiales; Pichiaceae. Bases 1 to 624 code for a protein of 207 amino acids. The record is from RefSeq and is a predicted model, not a curated record.